Brienomyrus brachyistius is the source of this 1595-nucleotide messenger RNA. RefSeq names its product transcription factor Sox-1a-like. The transcript has a single exon. Lineage: Eukaryota; Metazoa; Chordata; Actinopteri; Osteoglossiformes; Mormyridae. Gene Ontology annotation, molecular function: RNA polymerase II cis-regulatory region sequence-specific DNA binding; DNA-binding transcription factor activity, RNA polymerase II-specific. Bases 265 to 1284 code for a protein of 339 amino acids. Gene Ontology annotation, biological process: anatomical structure morphogenesis; cell differentiation; regulation of DNA-templated transcription. The record is from RefSeq and is a predicted model, not a curated record.
CGUAUGGCCGCCGCUCCGUUAACUUCACUAGUCAGCUCCAGAAAGUAGUUCAAAGAAGCUUUUCAUCACAGUGGAUGUGAAAAGCCAGUGGGAAAGAAAGCACUUCUGAGAAAAGCUCCAAGCGAAGCACCACUGCUCUACUGGAUUGUAUUACUUUGUAUUUUUUCCCCGAGUCUUGGAAGUUCGCUUGUUUUCGCCAGUUCAGGCAGGCUUGAGAGCCGAAAAACCGAAUGGUCCUUUGUACGGGUCUAAAAAGUUAGGUGAAUGUAUAGCAUGAUGAUGGAAACGGACCUGCACUCCCCAGGACCCCAGACUAAUACAAAUUCGGGUCAAACGGGGCCAAACAAUGGGACAAAAUCCAGCCAAGAUCGGGUCAAAAGACCGAUGAACGCGUUUAUGGUUUGGUCUCGGGGCCAGCGGAGAAAGAUGGCUCAGGAGAAUCCCAAAAUGCACAACUCCGAAAUCAGCAAGAGGCUGGGCGCGGAGUGGAAAGUCAUGUCGGAGUCGGAAAAGAGACCCUUUAUAGACGAAGCGAAGAGAUUGCGUGCCAUGCACAUGAAAGAACACCCGGAUUAUAAAUACCGACCCCGCAGGAAGACCAAGACCCUUCUCAAAAAGGACAAGUACUCCUUAGCCGGCGGGCUGCUAUCCGGAGCUAGUAGCGGUGCUGUUGGCAUGGGGGUCGGGAUGAGUCCAGUUGGAGUUGGUCAGAGAUUAGAAAGUCCUGGGGGUCAUGGCGGCACAGCCAGCGCUGGGUACGCACACAUGAACGGCUGGGCGAACGGCGCUUAUUCUGGCCAGGUGGCAGCGGCGGCCGCUGCAAUGAUGCAGGAAGCGCAGCUUGCUUACAGCCAGCACCCAGGCAGCGGAGCGCAUCACCACCAUGCGCACCACCACCACCCGCACAAUUCCCAACCCAUGCAUCGCUACGAUAUGGCCGCUCUCCAGUACAGCCCUAUCUCCAACUCUCAGGGCUACAUGAGCGCUUCUCCGUCAGGGUAUGGGGGAAUCUCCUACACGCAGCAUCAAAACUCUGCUGUUCCUGCUUCUGGUGGUAUCGGCACUUUGGGGUCUUUGGUGAAAUCGGAGCCAAGUGUGAGCCCUCCCGUAAGCACUCAUUCUAGAGCACCCUGCCCUGGGGACUUAAGAGAAAUGAUAAGUAUGUAUUUACCGACAGGCGAAACAGGAGACCCGUCGGUUCAAAGUAGACUUCAUGCUUUGCCACAGCACUACCAGAGCAGCACAGCAGGAGUAAACGGAACAAUCCCACUGACACACAUUUAGCCUAAAACCUAAGCGGCAGCACACGUCAUGAAACCCGUAACCAAAUAUUUCAAUAUUUAGACCAUCGGUCAGCUACCUUUUGUAUUAAAUGUAUUUGACCGUGUAAACGGAAGGCAAGUAUUGCUCAAACUGACCUUCAGGAAGAAAAACCGCUGUAUUAUCCACUUGUCUGGUAAUUCGAAAGUUUUACUGUUUGUCCACACUUAAACGAUAAUUGUUCGAUUUUAGUUUACGUAAGUGAAAGCGAUGCCAAGUUUUAAAUUGCAUUGAAGUCCUUUCAUUCAUAUCAAACAAUAACCCAGUCUGACUGA